Molecule: messenger RNA, 825 nt
Organism: Schistocerca americana (American grasshopper)
Lineage: Eukaryota; Metazoa; Arthropoda; Insecta; Orthoptera; Acrididae
Product: actin cytoskeleton-regulatory complex protein PAN1-like
Exons: 4
Coding region: 1-825 (274 amino acids)
Source: RefSeq, a predicted model, not a curated record
AUGUCGGAUCCCGACAGUGAUGGCGGCUGGGUGCCCACGACAGAGGCUGCAGGAACCUCUCCACCGUUUGGCUGCGGUGGCGUCGCCGUCGUCAUCGUGUUGAGCAGGCAGCUGGCGCGCGGCUCCAUGAAUACAGAGCCCGGCCCGGCACGGCGCGGCCCCCCGGGAGCGCCGCUGCUGCUCAAUAAUUCGCAGCCGACACUCGCCGCCGAGCGUCUUCGCGCGCCGUUCCAUUUGGUCCGCGGCGGGUUCCAGCCGCGCCUUCCGACUUCGCUGCCGCCCCCGGGGCAGCAGCAGCAGCCGUCGCCGCUACCACGCAGACAGCCCGUCCCGUUGAUGCCUCCCGCGCAGCUUCAUCCGGGAGCGCCCCAGGUGGUCGCUCCGGCGCCUGCGGUCCCUCUUCAGUCGCCACCGCCUUCGGAGCUGAUGGACGUCGACCCCUCAGCCGGGCCGCCUUCCCAAGCGGUGGCUGUGCAGCCUGUCCUGCAGCCGCUUUCCUUGGGCGCCCCCAAGGAGUCUGACACCGCAGCGCCUUGUCCGGCGCCCACUCAGCAGCCGUCGACGCAGCGUCAGGAGACGCUGCCUCUCUUCGUGGGUCCCGACGCCCCGUCGCGUCCAGUACCAGAAGCUGCGCCCGUGGUCACAGGCUGGAUGCAGCGUCGCCUGGCGGGCGCGCCGGCGGCAGAAGGCGUCGCGGGUAAUGAGUGCCGCAGCCCACUCGCUGCGUCCGCGGAGCGCCACGUGCCGUUGUCUGGGGCGCCAGGCGGCCGCGCUCCCCCUGGUGGCUGCGGACGCUGCAGAACAAUGCCACGCCGCUGCAGCUAA